Pseudogymnoascus verrucosus is the source of this 2128-nucleotide messenger RNA. RefSeq lists its product as uncharacterized. The record is from RefSeq and is a predicted model, not a curated record. NCBI's taxonomy places the organism in Eukaryota, Fungi, Ascomycota, Leotiomycetes, Thelebolales, Thelebolaceae. The transcript is spliced from 2 exons. The coding region runs from base 272 to 2128 and encodes 618 amino acids.
CGCAACUACCACCCCCAAGCUACCGCCGCCACUACACCCCCUCUAUACUCGUACAGUCCAUCUUGUACUCCUACACUUGAUCCUCUAUUCUCCAUAAUAUCAAUAAAUGAAAUCGUAACUGCAACUUCUCUCCUGCCCAUUCACUCAACUCACCGCUGCGAAGACGAAGACACUCUUACUCGCCACUGUCCCGCCGUAUCUGAUAUAGCUACACGGCACGUUGUCCCGCUUCUUCUAUCCGUCUCGCACCUGCAACCGACAGCAAUCGUGCAUGCGCCUGCCCUUUGUUGUCACCGCCACCUGCACUUGUUCCGCGGCCUCAUAUCUGAUGUCGGACGGCUCGGACUCUCCAGAACCCGAUCUCGAAGAGACAACUCGCUUUCUACAGGAUAGACUGGGUGACGACGCCUCCUUGUACGACAUCAGCCCCUCGGGCGAAUUAUUCAGAGCUAUAAGCCGCUUCAACAACCGCACCGCACGACUGGCACAAGUGCUGGGUGAACUCGACAGAACCGCAGAAGAGGCACACGCCACGAGACUGCGGGUAGAACAGCUCCGACGAAGCAUGUCGUCGUCAAACAACCUCCGCGACCGGGUGAGGCGGCAGCGUGCGAGGCUAGUAGCAAACCGCUUGGGCUCGACCGGCGGUGCGCCUGGAAUCGAUGUAGCGCCCCCUGGCUAUACUGCGAACCCUUCGGUACCACCCCAGGGAUCCGGUCCUCCACCUCGACCUCGCAUGACUGAGAGUGGCCGUCUUUUGGAAGUACACCGCUCUUUGACAGAAGGGAGGCGGCGUAGCCCAACGCUUGCCAGCCUUGAGGAGAUGUAUCAGAGUGGACAGCAACUACAGCAAGCGAUGUCACAGACGCGCAGUCGAUUCGAAGCACCAAGGAUUGAACAACUACUUGCGCCGGCACAAGAACAGGGUGACGAGAACAGUCGAGCUUUCAAGCGGAGAAGGCUAGGUUCACCUGUUACAGAGUCACGCAUCCCCGCAGUUAACUAUGGGUAUUAUGGACAGGUCGAGCCUGGAAAACUCAACAUGGAGAUUGAGUUCUGUGACGGAGGCACGUUCUCAGAGGGCUCGGAACGAGACAGCAUCAUAUACGGCGCAGCAAACGUGCUGAAAACGGACAACUCCGUGUACUCCACCAAGAGCAACCGCUGCAAUCUAGUGCUCAAGCACGAGGGCGAUAGGCCCUUCUGCCUCAAGGAGAUCAUCAUCAAAGCCCCACCACGGGGUUACACAGCGCCAGUCCAAGAAGGCAUGGUAUUCAUCUCCAUGGACGCCGACGACCUCCUCACCCGCACCACCAAAUACCAAAUCCAAUACCUCCCAACCCCCCAUCGCCGCAACGCCCGCGGCAACCCUGUGGCCGCCGCCCCCGUCAUCUCCAUCCGCCACAACGACGACGGCUCCACCACCGCCACCCGCCAAUCCCCCACCGUCUACACCGACGGGUCCGCAUACUCCCGCCCCGCCGCCCAGAUCCCAACCGACUUCACCGACCCCGCCUGCACGCCGCCCUUCCGCGUCACAACCUCCUGCAGCUCCGACACCGAGUCCGACGCCGGAUCGUCGACCUCCUCGCGCCGCUACCAGCGCGCUAAUCGCAAUCGGGCGCGCGAACGCCGCCGCGAGGAGCGCGAGCGCAUGGGUCACGCGCUGAUGGAGUAUGGGGAGACUAGCUCGGAGGAUUCUGAAGAGGAGCCACCUGCGCCUAUCGAGCUCGAUUGGACAGACGAGGUUGGCGACUGGGGUGCCGCGCCGCCGCCGCGGUCGAGAUCGCGCUCGGGAUCCCGGGGCGCGAGACGCAGUCAGCCGUCUGUGGUGUCGCUGGGGCUGGAGAAUGCGAUUGAGGCUGCUGAUGAGGCGACGGAGGAGGCGGUGAAGGCUGUUGAUGGGAGGGGGAGCGGGCAGGGGCUUAUGGCGCCGCAUGCGAGGUUUUUUAUUGAGAGGGAUAAGAGUCGCUGCCGGCUGGUGUUUGAGCCGGAGGUUAGUGGGAGGUAUAUCUUGUUGAAGAUGUGGAGUCCGGAGGUGGGGGCGGAUGGGAAUAUUGAUAUUCAGAGUAUUGUUGUUAAGGGGUGGUGUGGGGGGAGGUGGUUCCCGAAAGUUACUUUGAGGUAG